Molecule: messenger RNA, 2194 nt
Organism: Colossoma macropomum (tambaqui)
Lineage: Eukaryota; Metazoa; Chordata; Actinopteri; Characiformes; Serrasalmidae
Gene: prc2
Biological process (GO): mitotic spindle midzone assembly; microtubule cytoskeleton organization
Cellular component (GO): mitotic spindle midzone; cytoplasm; spindle
Molecular function (GO): microtubule binding
Source: RefSeq, a predicted model, not a curated record
UCAAAUUUUAGCGGUAGCGUUAGUGUGUGUUGUUCGGCUUGGGGUGGAGGUAGACACAACCCUUCAAACACUCAUUUCCUUCGGUUGGUUUUGUGCACAGGAAAAAAUAUAGGUGUCGUGAACACCUAACAUAAAAUAAUGGGCAGCCGAAGAAGUGAAGCCAUGGCCUCUUCACUUGUGACUGGGAUAAACCAUGCUAUGGCGAGGCUGGUGGACAUAUGGGACAGUAUCGGCAUCAUGGAGGAUCAGAGGAUUGAACGAAUGCAGACCGUAAAGAAAUACAUUGAGGACCUUUUGACAGACAUGAUCACCGAAGAGGAAUCCCUGAGGCAUCGUAUCAAAACCAGUAUCAUCACUACUCAGAAGCAGUUGGAGACACUGUGUCUUGAGUUGUCUGUGGAACCAUAUAAAGUAGAGGAAGACCUGACAGUCCUGCAGAUGGAGAAGAACCUCCGCUGUCGUUUGGAGGUGCUCCUCAAGGAGAAGAAUGAGCGGAUGAAGGAGCUGAAUGGCUUGAGGCAGCAGGAUGAGGAGCUAUGUGUGACACUAUGUGCUACACCGUACUACAUUCCCAGUGGCAGCAUGCCCUCGCGCACACAGCUCCAAGAGCUCAAAGAGCAUAUAAAGAAACUGACCGAAGAGAAGGAGAGCAGGGUGAAGGUGUUCUCUGGGCUCAGGGAGGACAUCAGGAGCCUGAUGGAUGAGAUGGGCCAUGAGCCUGAAACCAGCUUGGAGAGAGAGUCUGUGUGCUCUGAUACGGACAUCUUCCUACUUACACACGAGAACAUCAAAGCUCUGAAGCUGCUGCUCAGUCAGCUAGAAAUGAAGAAGGAAUCCCUUAUUUUAACUCGGGACAAGCUCAAAGAUCGAGCCAUGAGCCUGUGGAAUCGCCUGAGUUGUCCAGAACAGGAAGCUGCAGAAUUCAAACAGGAAGCACUGAAUACACUUUCUGAUGAAAUUAGAAGGUGGCAGAACGUUGUGGAUCGUCUGGAGGUCCUCCAGAGGGCCAAGUUGGAAGAGGUGAUAGACAAAGUACGACAGGAGCUUGUGAUCCUCUGGGACAAAUGUAUGUUUGGACCAGAGCAAAGAGAAGCUUUCGGUGCCCACUUCUGUGAUAAUAAUUAUACUGAGGAGCUGCUCUCUCUGCAUGACCGUGAGCUGCUGAAGGUGAAGGAGUUUUAUGAGACAGCACGUCCAUUACUGGAAAGCAUUGAAAAAUGGGAAAAACACUGGGCUCUCUUCCAGGACUUUGAGAGGAAGGCUGCAGAUCCGAACCGUUUCUCCAACAGAGGAGGUGCUUUAUUGAAGGAAAGCAAGGACAGGGCCAAAGUGCAGAAAUUGCUUCCCAAGCUUGAAGAGGAGCUGAAAGCACGUGUAGAGGCUUGGGAGAAGAAUCAAGGCUCCUCCUUUCUAAUGAAAGGACAGAGGAUCAUGGAGUACAUUUCCAAGCAAUGGGAAGAACAUCGCGUACAGAAAGACAAGGAGAAGAACGAACGCAUGUCCAAGAAAGCAGACACCUCUCAGUUUAAAACCCCCAUUAAGAGGCCCCAUGGACAAGCGAAUAGUGGUGUGACCCCCAGCAAGAUAAGGAAGACGCCUAAUCAGGCUGCACUCCGCACCACUACAAUGAGCAGCAGCACCAGCAGUGUGUCCAGCACCUUCCUGUGUGUGCCCGGCAAGCCUCCACUCUCAGCCAAGAGGACUAAGACUUUUGAGACUUGUCCAGGCCCCCGAACACCACUGCAGGAGUUCAACACGGAUAAAAAGCCCGUCCCCAUCAGCUACUCAGAUUUUACAAAUGAGCUCUCCAGAAAGGCCAGUCACGAUGCUGUUCUGAACUCCACUGUUAAAGACAUGCUGUGAUUUGUCUUCAAACUGUGGAUAAUUUUGUCCCCCCCCUCCCCCCCCCGCCCCCAUGUCACGGGUCAUACAUAGGUCAAUAUCAUGUGCAGCUACAGAUGGAGUGGCAUUGAAUAUUUCAGGGUGAUUUUAUGUACUUUUGGUGCAAUGUUAUUUUAAAGAGCUUAAGCAUUUGUUGUAUAUGCAGUUUUAUCUAUACUUUUUUUAUCUGGUUUGUACAAUACUAUUCUUUUGUAGGGGCAUGCAAAUAUGAUACAUUUCAAAUAUUUUGUGCUAAACAAUUUUGAAGCUGUAUCUUUUCUGUUGAAAGCCAAAUAAAUAUCUGAAAUUCUAA